Messenger RNA from Miscanthus lutarioriparius, 1056 nucleotides. The record is from the annotation of a GenBank genome assembly. Lineage: Eukaryota; Viridiplantae; Streptophyta; Magnoliopsida; Poales; Poaceae.
AUGGCGACCGACACGGAGGAGGCGGAGAAAGCCUUCAGAUCGGCGGAGGAGCGCUUCCUCGUCGACGACCUCGACGGCGCGCUGCGGGUGGUCCGGAACGCCAAGAGGCACUUGGCGUCGCUCCCUGCCCUGGAGAGCGCCCUCGCGGCGUACGAGGUCCACGCCGCCGCCCGCGGCGGGAGGAACUGCUGGUACGCGGUGCUCGGCGUCGGCCAGCCGGAGCCGGUCACGCACGACCACGACGCCAUCAAGAAGCGGUACAGGCGCCUCUGCCUCGUGCUGCACCCGGACAAGAACCGCUCGGCGGCCGCCGACGGUGCGUUCAAGCUGCUCCAGCGGGCGUGGGAGGUGCUCUCCGACCGCCACCCUCCGGGAACUGGCUCUGAUCCCGGCUCUGGACUCGGACCCGGCACCGGCGCCAAGCCCAGGCCGCCGCCGGCCGGAGCGCCCGACCCCGACUGGUGGUCCUCGUUCUUCGGCAACUCGCCGCCGCCUGGAGCGCCCGACGACCCCGACUGGUGGUCCUCGUUCUUCCGCAACUCGCCGCCGGCCGGAGCGCCCGUCCGCGACUGGUGGUCGUCGUACUUCCGCUACAAGCCGCCGCCCGAGCGCACCUGGUCAUCGUACGGCUACACGCCGCCGCCGCCGCCCUUCUCGUCGAGGUACGCGCGCAAAAAGGGCACCGCCUACUGCGGGCACUGCGGCUCGGAGUCCGAGUCCGCCGCGGGAGGCGGCCACCGCGGCACGCCCGGCGGCAGGUGCCACUCGUGCGGCACUCCCUUCAAUCCGCCGCCGGCGCGGCAGAGCCAGGCGGAGGGUGCCUCAGCCCCGCCCCCGGCAGGCAGCGCCGCCGAGCCACCGCCACGUGAUCCUCCGCCGCGGCGGCAACGUGACGAUGACGAGCGGGAGAAGUUCACGUGCCCCACCGAGUGCUCCCGGUGCAAAACGACCUUCUCGUCGCUGGUGUCCCGUGGGAUGUGCAAGCUCAGGUGCCAGGCCUGCUCCUACGACGCUUUCGUCUACGUGUACGACCGCCACCGGGCCAUCGCUUUCUGA